Peniophora sp. CBMAI 1063 is the source of this 2625-nucleotide messenger RNA. Lineage: Eukaryota; Fungi; Basidiomycota; Agaricomycetes; Russulales; Peniophoraceae. The record is from the annotation of a GenBank genome assembly.
AUGUCGGCUGAUCCAAGAUACGACUGGCGUCUGCGCGCUUCGAAGGAGAAACCGUUGAGCAACAAACUCGACAUACGCUACAAGCGAAGGACGGAACCCGAGUCCAUACCGGCUACCCCUGGCUCGGACUACUAUGCAGAGAUUGAGGCUUAUAAGAGCCGCUUUCAGGCGAUGUUGGACGCAGAGCAAGCGGAGGAGGAGGCUAUCGUUCAAGAGCGUCUUGCCAGCUGGUCUAUACAACGGCUCAAGUCUGAAGGGUACUGCUUAACAGAUAUGUCUGCGUUCUGGCUGGAGGAGACGCGCUUUGAAAGCUCGGUUGCGGCAUUCUCUCUUGGACCUGGUGUCACGCUUCCGCAUCAUCGUUUCGAAAACGGGACUCACGUUCUGGUCUCUCAUCUCGAUCCGCUCAAGGAACCAACUCGUAGAGGCAGAGUCCUACGCUCGACAACGUCGCAGCUGCAAGUGUCGUUCGAGGAAAAGUUUGACCUCACCGAAGACGGCGGGAAGUGGAGGCUGGACGUCGGUCGCAGCGACAUUGUCUAUGACCGAAUGCGCGCGGCUAUCAGCGCUCUGUCUCACGACCCCGCCGUUCAAGAAGCUGCUUCCGUUGCUGACGACCGCGAGAUCAUCCUCCGCGGAUCCUCGCUACGCGAUGUCCUUCUUCGAGCGUUCAAGCCUGGUGCACGAUAUGGUGAAGGACUCGUUGCGCCAGGAAUAUCGAACACGACAGACGCCAUGCUAUUCCAUGUGGACGAAGAUCAUGUCAGCCCUCCGCACGCCCCGUCCGGCUUACAGAACCCCGACGACGAAAACUACGUCCCUCAUUCGACGCUCGAUCAUCCCGGUCACUUUCUCGAUUCGUCUGAUGGCGCCCUUGCGGGAGACAUGCGAAUCAUGAGUUGGGCUCGCAGAUUCUCACGUCCUGACCCUAUCUGCGUCGAGGGAGAUCCCGAGCUGGUUGGUUUGAACGCCACGCAAGUGCGUGCCGUAGCCACCAUGAUUGCGCAACGAGCUAGUCUGGUGCAGGGCCCGCCUGGAACGGGCAAGACGAAGACCAUCAUCGAAGCCGUUCGACUACUCAAGAGGGAGUUCGACGUCGCUAUCCCGAUCCUGGUGUGUACGUAUACCAACGUCGCCGUUGAUAAUCUCGUCGAGGGACUGGUGGCCAGUGGACUCCACCCCGUACGAGUGGGCUCAGAGGGCAGUAUCAAGGAUUCCAUGCAAGACCACUCCUUGUCGGCAAAGCUCGAUGAACAUCCGUCGGGUGAAGAGCUGGAGAAAUUGGUCGCUAACAAGGAGGGAGUUAUGAAGCGUCUGGAAACUUUAGAGGGUGACUUGGAGAAACUGAGCCGGGAACCCACCACCGCUAGGAGGACGAAAUAUAUCGACAACAUGUCCGCAGCUAUCGUGAAGCUGGAGCGGCAGCUGUCCUCACUCAAAGCCAUGAUAAACGGUCUCAAGGCCAAAAUGACCAAGGACGUCUUGAACGAGGCAGACGUGAUAUGCUCAACUAGCUUGACUGCGGUCCACCCAUCGUUUCGCCACGUGGAUUUUCCAGUUGUAUUCCUCGAUGAGGCAUCCAUGUCGACCGAGCCUGCGACCCUCAUCCCUCUAAUGAAGGGCUGUCGUCACUUGUCCUUGAUUGGAGAUCAUAAGCAGUUGCCGCCAGUCAUACUCAGUUCGGAGGCGCGAGCGCAAGGCUUGGCCAUCAGUCUCUUCGAGCGUCUCACGGAGGAAGGAGUCGUGCCAAGUAUCAUGUUGGACACACAGUAUCGCAUGCACCCGGCCAUUUCACGCUUUCCCUCUGAAGAGUUCUAUAACCGUGCGCUUCUCGACGGCAUGGUCGACAAAGCGGGAAACGUUCCCGACCGUCUGUUGCCUCCCACGUCUCAGCAUCUAACUCCGACUGGCGAAACGGGCAAGCGACCUUCUGUCGUCUUCAUGGAUCACCGCGGUCCCGAGUCGGCGAGCGGACGUAGUCGCGUGAACUGGACCGACGCUAUGGUCGUGUGCUCCGUGGUCAAUGACCUGCUGUUAUCUAAUCCCGAACUUAAAGGUUCGGAUAUCGGCGUCAUCGCACCGUACGCGGCGCAAGUCCGCCUCCUUCACCGUCUGUUCAACUCCGACACUCGUACUCUCGAGCGUUUCAAGGCCUCCCUCGGCGAACACCGCGCCAUGCAGCUUGGCAACAUCGAAGUCAAAACGGUUGAUGGCUACGAAGGCCGCGAGAAGGAGGUCAUCGUCUUCAGCACCGUUCGCAACAACUCAGCGGGCCAGAUCGGCUUCCUUUCGGACCGCAGACGCCUGAACGUCGGCCUGACCCGCGCCAAGCGCGCACUCUUUGUCGUCGGCAGUCUUCAGACUCUUGGUGCUGGACGCGUCGACGAGCGGAGGAUGCGCAAGGAGAUGGAACGUGAAGCGGCUGCUCAGCAGGGAGAGCCCGCCCCCACGCCAAAGCCUGCGCGCACGAGGAGCGAUGUUUGGGGCCGCUACGUCAAAUAUCUGAAAGAUGAGGAUCUGAUUCGGCCUCUUGAGGGCGCACCUCUGCGCACAAUCCUGGCCGAGCACACGCAUAUGCCACCUGCACCUCCCGCUAUCGAAUCUUACACCACUUUCCGCUUAUGA